Salarias fasciatus (jewelled blenny) is the source of this 1330-nucleotide messenger RNA. RefSeq names its product 5-hydroxytryptamine (serotonin) receptor 1A b (gene htr1ab). Gene Ontology annotation, biological process: positive regulation of MAPK cascade; adenylate cyclase-activating adrenergic receptor signaling pathway; regulation of behavior. The transcript has a single exon. Gene Ontology annotation, cellular component: plasma membrane. The coding region runs from base 71 to 1309 and encodes 412 amino acids. The record is from RefSeq and is a predicted model, not a curated record. Gene Ontology annotation, molecular function: G protein-coupled serotonin receptor activity. NCBI's taxonomy places the organism in Eukaryota, Metazoa, Chordata, Actinopteri, Blenniiformes, Blenniidae.
UAAGGUGCCACCGCGUGACGCGCACCGGGCUCUCCGCGGAGUGACCGCAGCUCCCGACUUCCACCCCGCGAUGGAGGGAUCCAACAACACGACCGGCUGGCAUCACUUCGACAACUCCACCGACAGAGUCCCGCUGCCUGAAGGCGAGGAGGUGAGACUGAGCUACCAGGUGGUCACGUCCUUCCUCCUCGGCGCGCUCAUCCUGUGCGCAAUCUUUGGGAACGCGUGCGUCGUCGCGGCCAUCGCGCUGGAGCGCUCCCUCCAGAACGUGGCCAACUACCUGAUCGGCUCUCUGGCCGUCACCGACCUGAUGGUGUCGGUGCUGGUGCUGCCGAUGGCGGCGCUCCAGCAGGUGUUGAACCGGUGGACUCUGGGGCAGGUGCCGUGCGACAUCUUCAUUUCCCUGGACGUGCUGUGCUGCACCUCCUCCAUCCUGCACCUGUGCGCCAUCGCUCUGGACAGAUACUGGGCGAUCACCGAGCCGAUAGAAUACAUGAAGAAGAGGACGCCGCGGAGAGCCGCGGUCCUCAUCAGCGUCACCUGGCUCGUGGGCUUCUCCAUCUCGGUGCCGCCCAUGCUCGUCAUGCGCUCCCAGCCGAGCAGCAUUGAGGACCGCGAGCAGUGCAAGAUCAGACAGGACCUGUGGUACACCAUAUACUCCACGUUCGGAGCCUUCUAUAUCCCUCUGACGCUCAUGCUGGUUUUAUACGGGCGGAUUUUCAAAGCUGCCCGGUUUCGGAUCAGGAGGACUGUGUGCAAAACGGAGAAGAAGAAAGUGUCCGACUCCUGCUUGGCGCUCUCGCCCGCGCUCUUCCACAAAAAGACUCACGGAGACGCGCAGGGCAAGAGCUGGAAGAGCAGCGUGGAGCCGCGGCCGCUGCCGAGCGCCAACGGCGCGGUCAAGCACGCGGAGGACGGGGAGUCCCUGGAGAUCAUCGAGGUCCACAGCAACUCCAGGUGCAACCUGCCGCUGCCCAACACCCCGAGCUCCGUGCCGCUGUUCGAGAGCCGGCACGAGAAGGCGACGGAGGCGAAGCGCAAGAUCGCGCUGGCGCGCGAGCGCAAGACGGUGAAGACCCUGGGCAUCAUCAUGGGCACCUUCAUCCUCUGCUGGCUGCCGUUCUUCAUCGUCGCCCUCGUGACGCCCUUCUGCAAGGACUCGUGCUUCAUGCCGCACUGGCUGGAGGCGGUCAUCAACUGGCUGGGCUACUCCAACUCUCUGCUCAACCCCAUCAUUUACGCGUACUUCAACAAAGACUUCCAGAGCGCGUUCAAGAAAAUCAUAAAGUGUCAUUUCUACAGACCGUGAUGGUUUCUCUUUCUUUCUCCU